UGUGGAGGGUGUGCGGUUUUAAAUUUAUUUUUGUUAAAUUUAGCCCCUUUAUUAGUUCGAUCCUUUUUGUCACGCAUAAAAAAGGGAAUUCUUUUGAAGUUUAAUAAAAUAUCAUAGUUUUGAAAUAAUUUCAAGUCAGCUUUCUAGUAUUUUUUUAAGCGCAAAGAUGCAAGAAACCGUUACAAAUACAAACGAAAGGAAAUCUUUGUUUUCUGCAUUCCUGGAAGUGCUGGAGGCGCGGGAUAAGCAGGCCCAAGCCGACAGAGAACUGCAAGAGGAGAAGUAUCAACGAAGAACUCAAAGAAUCUACGAUUUCCAUGAGCGGCAGCAGCGCGAGGCGGUGGAACUGCGGCGCUGCCUGGACUACGUGUCGCAGCACGCGCACGUGCUGGAGUCGGUGGUGCGCGGCGCGGCGGCCGAGGGCGCGCCGCUGGCGGCCGCGUUGCUGCGCCAGGCGGCGGCGCUGCAGCGCUGCAUGGCGCAGUGCGUGGCCAACGCGGCGCGCAUCCGCCAGCUGCUCUCCGCGGCGCACCGCCCGCAGAUGGACGCCAUGCUCGCCAAGAUGGAGGCCGAGCUGAGCACGUGGACGGCGUUCCUACAGCGCGCCGUGGAGGCAACCUACAACACCGAGGUGGUCAUCGACAACCUGCACAACCUUGUCGUGGAGCAGAAGCGCUGCGUGCGCGAGGUGUCGUCUAGCGGCGUGUUCACGGCGCUGUGCGGCGCGGCCGGCGCGCCCGCCGCGUCGCCGCACACGCCCGCCGCGCGCCGCGCCGCCGCCUGCAGCACGCCGCUGGCGCGCGACUAG
Messenger RNA from Pararge aegeria (speckled wood butterfly), 808 nucleotides. RefSeq lists its product as uncharacterized. NCBI's taxonomy places the organism in Eukaryota, Metazoa, Arthropoda, Insecta, Lepidoptera, Nymphalidae. The transcript has 4 exons. The record is from RefSeq and is a predicted model, not a curated record. Bases 167 to 808 code for a protein of 213 amino acids.